Linum tenue is the source of this 1776-nucleotide messenger RNA. The record is from the annotation of a GenBank genome assembly. NCBI's taxonomy places the organism in Eukaryota, Viridiplantae, Streptophyta, Magnoliopsida, Malpighiales, Linaceae.
CAAACUCUCACCUUCCACUUCUCAAAAACAACAUGAAGAAAUCCACCAAACCAAUCCUCCUCCUCCUCCUCCUCCUUCUACUCCCCAUAGCAAUCCUCUUCCUUCCCACCAUUCCUUCCCUUCUCCUCACCAUCCCUCUCAUCACCACCACAAUCUUGAUCUUCCACCACAAUUCCAACAACAACAACAAAAACCUCCCUCCCGGCCCUCCAUCCAUCCCAAUCUUCGGCAACUGGCUCCACCUCGGCAACGACAUCAACCACCGCCUCCUCGCCUCCCUCUCCCUCACCCACGGCCCCGUCUUCCUCCUCAAGCUCGGCUCCAAGAACCUCGUCGCCGUCUCGGACCCGAAACUCGCCCACCAGGUCCUCCACGCCCAAGGGGUCGAGUUCGGGUCCCGACCCCGCAACGUGGUGUUCGACAUCUUCACGGGGAACGGCCAGGACAUGGUGUUCACCGUCUACGGCGACCACUGGCGGAAGAUGCGGCGGAUCAUGACCCUGCCCUUCUUCACCAACAGGGUCGUGCAGAGCUACAGCGGGAUGUGGGAGGAGGAGAUGGAUUCCGUGGUCCGCGAUUUGGGGAAGCAGGGAGGAGAAGGGAUUGUGGUGAGGAGGAGGCUGCAGCUGAUGCUGUAUAACAUAAUGUACAGGAUGAUGUUUGGUGUUGGGUUCGAGUCGGUGGAUGAUCCUCUGUUCGUGGAGGCGACGAGGUUUAAUUCGGAGAGGAGUCGGCUGGCGCAGAGCUUCGAGUAUAACUAUGGCGAUUUCAUUCCCCUGUUGCGGCCGUUCUUGAGGGGGUAUUUGAAUAAGUGCAGGGAUUUGCAGCGGCGGCGGCUGGCUUUCUUCAACAACCACUACGUGGAACAGAGAAGGAAAAUAAUGGCGGGAAAUAACGGGGAGAAAACCCACAAACUCACCUGCGCCAUGGACCACAUAAUCGACGCGGAGAGGAAGGGCGAGAUCAGCGAAGCCAACGUGCUCUACAUCGUGGAGAACAUCAACGUCGCCGCCAUCGAAACCACCCUCUGGUCCAUGGAGUGGGCGAUCGCCGAGCUAGUGAACCACCCACAGGUCCAGCACAAAAUCCGGCAAGAAAUCUCCGGCGUCCUCAACGGCAACCCGGUAACCGAAUCCAGCCUCCGGGACCUCCCGUACCUGCAAGCAGUGGUGAAGGAGACGCUCCGGCUGCACACUCCGAUCCCACUUCUGGUCCCGCACAUGAACCUCGAGGAGGCCCAGCUCGGUGGCUACACGAUUCCCAAGGAGUCGAAGGUGGUGGUGAACGCGUGGUGGCUGGCCAACAACCCGGCGUGGUGGAAGAAACCGGAGGAGUUUCGGCCGGAGAGGUUCUUGGAGGAGGAAGGGGAGACGGAUGCAGCGGUGGCUGGAGGCAGAGUGGAUUUCCGGUUCGUGCCGUUUGGGAUGGGGAGGAGGAGCUGCCCUGGGAUCAUACUGGCAAUGCCGAUCCUGGGGAUGGUGAUCGGGAAGCUGGUGAGUGAGUUCGAGAUGAAGGCUCCGCCGGGAGUAGAGAAGAUUGAUGUGACUGAGAAAGGAGGGCAGUUCAGUCUGCACAUUGCCAAACAUUCGACGGUUGUUUUCGAUCCGAUCGAGGUUUGAAUGUGUCGUCUGGAGAAGGAAACCUUGAACAGAUUUGGAUCAAGAGUCGUUGCUUUAUGCUUUCUAGUUUCUUGUUUGUUUUUUUUUUUCUCGUCCCAGUAAAAGUGUCCCAAGUACUUACAACAUACAGAGAAUGGUAGUAAACUUCACAUGGAAA